CGUACGAUUUCGCGGAAAAAAUGGAGUCAAGCUCGCAUGUUCAGUGUAUAUGAUACGUAAACUUCUGGGGUUUUGGCAUGCGGUGACGUCAUCCAGAUCGUUCUGGAAGAACCCUGCAGGACAAUAAUGGCGGAUUUGUAUGCUAAAUACAAUUGUACCUAUUGUCAAGAGGAUAUCUCGGGCCUACGUGUAAGAUGUGUAGAAUGCCCAGAUUUCGACCUCUGUUUGCAGUGUUUUUCCGCUGGAGCUGAAAUUGGUCCACACAAAAAUGACCACUCUUAUCAGUUUAUGGAUUCUGGUACCAUUAGUAUAUUUAAUGGCAGAGGAAACUGGACUGCUAGAGAACAGCUUAGACUUUUGGAUGCCAUUGAACAAUUUGGUUUUGGAAAUUGGGAAGACAUUAGUAAACAUAUUGAAACACGUACACCAGAAGAAGCAAAAGAGGAAUAUAUUGCCAGAUAUCUUGAUGGCAAUAUUGGGAAACACACAUGGCCUCCUACAGAAAGCUACAAACCAAAUCUUACAGAUCAAACUAAAUCAGAUCAUGGACCUCUAUCACCUGAUCUUACAUCUCGGUUACCUCCUUUGGAUAUCACUCCGGAGGAGGCUGCACAAUUGGGAUACAUGCCACAACGAGAUGAUUUUGAAAGAGAUUACAACCACGAAGCAGAGUCGCUUGUUUCUUCGUUAUUCUUGAACCCAGCAGAAGAUGAUGAUUUGGACAUAGCACUUAAACUUGCACAAGUUGAUAUGUAUACCAAUAAUUUAAGGGAGAGAGCGCGACGAAAAAGAGUCGUACGCGAUUACCAGCUUGUUUCCGCAUUUUUUGCUUCAUCUAGGAAAGAUAAGGCAAUGAAAAGAAAACAAUCGAAGGAGGAAAAGGAGUUCAGGGAUAGAAUGCGAGUAUUUGCACAGUUUUACACAGCACAGGAAUAUGAGCAAUUUCUAACAAAUCUAGAAAGAGAAAGGGAACUACGAUUACGUCUUUCUGAAUUAUAUCGUUAUCGAGAACAUGGUAUUACAAGACACGAAGAAUGCGCUCAUUUCGAACAAGUGAUGGCACAAACUCAGGGACAAAAUGAUGCUGUGGAUCACUGGAACGAAAAAAAAUCUGGCAGCAGUGGGCCGUCCACACCAAUACACCGCCACACCUCAAAAAAAAGAGAAGAAGAAAAAAAUUACUCUUCCAUCGACCGAAAGUACACUGUAAGAGACUUACCCAGCAGCAGCUUCUCAAUCAAUCAAAUCAAUCUCAAUCGGACGAUGACUCCAGCCAAUCAGUGGGUGGAGUCGGAUAACAAUCCAAAUUGUUCCAGCCAGCAUUCUACCAGCUCCAGCUCUGCCGCAGACAAGAAUUAUAUCACGACAACUUCCGGAAAAUCUUGCGCGACAACAGGAGACUCAGAGGAACGAGACAUAGAGAUGGAAGCAGCGGCUCAUCUAUUAACAAAACAAGAAAAGUCUCUAUGUCUUCAACUUGAUUUAAAACCAACGCAAUAUUUAACACAAAAAACUUUGUUGUUGCAGGAAUAUCUAAAUGGUAAUAGGAGAUCAAGUGUUGUACCUCAAUCGGAACCAGAGAGUAAGAUAUUACAUUAUCUGGUAGCAAAUGGCUGGAUUGCGGCCAACUGAUUAAACACAAAAAAUUAACGACCAUUUCAAUUCUAAGUCACCUUCUAUUUUGCAAACUAAGUCCUAGGUAUAAUUGAAAUUUGAGUCUGAUUUAAUUAACAUAUAUAAGACAGGUAGAGAGAGAAUGUGUGUGUGCAUAAUUUAUAAAAAUAUUUUUCUCCUUUCCUUUUCUUUUUCCUAGUUCAAGUGGAAAAUUUAGAGGAAUGUACUGAUGUAUGAAUUAGAAAUGAUGAAAAGAAAAAGUUGAUUGAUUUGUUCACUUCAUUACAUGAACUAAAGGAACACUAAUCUUGAAAUGACUUGAAUAAGAACAUUUUUUUAUUGAAUUUUAUUGUUUUUAUUAAGUUAAUAUCAUUUAUGACGGUUUAAUCGUCAAUCAUUGAUAUUCUUAAUUGCUUUUUAAAGAUUCAAGUAUUUUCAUUAUUACCGGAUCGUAUGAAAUACUUCCGCAAACGUCUGUACUUUAUUCCAAUGAAUAUUAUUUUAGAUUGUCGUUUAAUUAUUUAACAUUUUUUGUCGAGAAAAAUCUCUUACACUGCCUUUAUCGAGCCAUGAAUAUAUUGCUCAAUUAAUUCUUCCAUUGUCAAUGUUUUCUUCUAUAGAUUAUUAAUUGCACAUGCUCCUUUCUAUCUGUUUUAAAUGUGAUUUGUUACCAUACUUGACAAUAAGGAAGCGUAAGAAAGAAGUCACGUUAUAGUCGAGAUUUCUAGAUCGUUGUUUAACGCAACACUUAACACGAUUGAAACAUAUCCAUUCGGGAAUUUAUCAUCGAUUGAUACUUCAUGUAACGGUAUUUGAAAGUUGUCGGCUGGAUAUGUGUUGAAUUAUUUAAGUAAAAAGCACUUAAAAUAUUUAUAUAGCUGAGAUUCGUGAAAGUAUUGAAUAUUACUAAUUUAAUAAUAAGUAUAAUGUUCUUGAUAAAUUAUACAUAUAUAGAUAAACGUACAUAGAUACAUAUUUCUUCGUAUUCUCAAAAACUUGUCCAUUGAACGAAAAGGAUAUUAUAAUCGUCUUUCGCAUGCACGAUUCACGCGUAAAUCAAUGCAUUUUAUUCGAUAGAUUCUUUAAAUAAUUUGAAGGAUAUUCCUUAUUGAUAAAGAAUGGUACAAAGAGCAAGUUAUAAGAGAACAUUUGUUAUUAUAUGUAUCAUGAAGAUACUACGAUAUUAGAUAAUUUAUCUGUUGCCUCUA
Frieseomelitta varia is the source of this 2822-nucleotide messenger RNA. RefSeq names its product transcriptional adapter 2B (gene Ada2b). The transcript has 10 exons. The coding region runs from base 127 to 1632 and encodes 501 amino acids. Gene Ontology annotation, biological process: chromatin remodeling; regulation of transcription by RNA polymerase II. The record is from RefSeq and is a predicted model, not a curated record. Lineage: Eukaryota; Metazoa; Arthropoda; Insecta; Hymenoptera; Apidae. Gene Ontology annotation, molecular function: chromatin binding; zinc ion binding; transcription coactivator activity. Gene Ontology annotation, cellular component: SAGA-type complex; nucleus.